Messenger RNA from Radiomyces spectabilis, 1035 nucleotides. RefSeq names its product Ribokinase-like protein. The transcript is spliced from 4 exons. The record is from RefSeq and is a predicted model, not a curated record. Lineage: Eukaryota; Fungi; Mucoromycota; Mucoromycetes; Mucorales; Radiomycetaceae. The coding region runs from base 1 to 1035 and encodes 344 amino acids.
AUGACGGGUCCCGUGUACUCUUCUGUGGGCAGUCUCAUCAUUGACAAUAUCCGAUUUGAAGAUGGUAGAGAGCAGUUGAAUAUUCUCGGUGGUGCAGGCAUCUUUGCAAUUUAUGGCAUGCGACUUUGGCAACCACGUUCCUUGUCAAAGUCCAUUGGCUACGUUGUUCAAAAGGGGUUCGAUUACCCAGAGAGUCUUGAUAAAGAAUUACAUUCCCUGGAAAUGUCGCUAAUUGAGAAGGUACACGAGGAUAAACCCACAACUCGCGGUUGGAAUUACUUUGGAGCCCACGACCAUCGAGAUUUCGAGUAUGUCCAUCCAAUCAUUCGAACCACUCCCGCCGAUUACCCAGAUGCAUGGAUAUUGUCGAUCCGUAUUGCUCACAUUAUUUCCUCCGCCGACCGGGCUAUCGAUAUUGUGAACGAUUGGCGGAAACGUGAAACCGCAUUGAACAAAACAUCGCCACCCACAGAUUUCAUCUGGGAACCGUUGCCCUGGGCAUGUUUACCCGAGAACCUUGAAAUGGCAUGUCAAGCAGCGAAAAUGGUCAACAUCUUGUCACCAAACCAUGAAGAAGCAGCAGCAUUGUUAGGGCUGGGCCUGAAGCAACUUAUUAAUCAACAUGGAUUGCACGGUGCCGUGGAAUAUUGCGCUCGACAAUUGUUCGAAAAAACAUUUUGCGGAUUGCCCGGCCGAGUCAUCGUGAUUCGCACGGGCAAACAUGGUGCAGCGGUGGUACAUUCACCCGAUACCACGACCAAAGGCCUGGUCAUUCGCUGGAUACCCGCCUAUUGGAAGGACCCCACCCAGGUUCAAGAUGUGACAGGAGCAGGCAACGCUUUUUGUGGCGGUUACGCCGUUGGGUGGAUCGAAACCAACAAAGAUCCCAUGAAGUCAUGCUUGUACGGCGCUGUUUCCGCCAGUUAUGCUGUCGAACAAGUCGGAGUCCCUGUUCGUCAUGGUGAUGAGCAAUGGAAUCAAGGACCUUCCCCAUCCGAACGUCUGGCUACCUUGCAACAAGCAUGUCAUCAAUAA